Messenger RNA from Anneissia japonica, 3452 nucleotides. RefSeq names its product E3 ubiquitin-protein ligase TRIM71-like. Lineage: Eukaryota; Metazoa; Echinodermata; Crinoidea; Comatulida; Comatulidae. The coding region runs from base 369 to 2498 and encodes 709 amino acids. The transcript has 2 exons. Gene Ontology annotation, molecular function: ubiquitin-protein transferase activity; zinc ion binding; protein binding. Gene Ontology annotation, biological process: positive regulation of DNA-templated transcription. Gene Ontology annotation, cellular component: nucleoplasm; chromatin. The record is from RefSeq and is a predicted model, not a curated record.
GGUUUUUCUCCUCAAAUAGGGACGAUCCCUCUCCCUCCCUAAUUUGGCUUCUCUUUUUCAUCCCUUUUUCAGCCACUCUCUAACAGAGAUGAUUGUAUAUCUCUGACCUCUUCUUAACUGCAUUCGCAUUGUAAUUUUACAUAAAUUUCCUGUAUUAGUUUCUUUUGCUUUCUAUUUGUUAUACUGUAUGCCUACGGUCACAUUCACUGAAUUUUGUAUCACAGCGCAUGAACUUUGACAUAAGAUAUUAAUAUAGGCCUAUAUUGUGCAUCCUUUAGUGGAAAUUCCCCAAUAUUAUUUAAAUUAUUGUAUAACGUAUGUAGGUCUACGCAGUUGAGGACUAAAUGGUUAAGUUAAUGAACUGAGAAAUGGCUGAAAAGGGAAUUCCCGAGUUCCUUGAUAACCUGGAGAAAAACGUACUGGAAUGUGCAAUUUGUUUGAAAAGACUUAACAGACCAAAGACAUUGGUAUGCCUUCAUACAUUUUGCUUAUCAUGUCUUCAAGAUUGGGUUAAACAAAAAGAUGGGCUUAUUUGCCCUACUUGUUACCAGCCAUGUACCAUUCCAGAGGGUGGUCUUCAAAAGCUACCACCAAAUACAUUCCUCAUUAACUUAUUAGAAAAUGUUGAACAAUUUGAAGAAGAAAACAAAAUCAAGUGCUUAUGUAGUAAAGCUUAUGCUAAAUUCUACUGUCAGAAUUGCAGAAAUCAUUUGUGCUGUUCUUGCAAAGAUCAACAUGAAUUAUUUCCUCAAUUAAGGGAUCACCAGAUUCAUUCAGUUGAAGAUGUCAAGUCAAUUACUUCACGUGAUCUCUCAUCUUUGAAUACGCCACUUUGUUCACUCCACAAAGACAACGCCCUUAAUUAUUAUUGCAAUGUUUGUGUAACUCCUAUUUGUACAAACUGUACAAUCACCGAACAUAGUGAACACAAACACGUUGAUAUUUCUGAUGCUUUCAAUGAAUUUGUUGAAUCUACUGUUCAUUUAAAACAAGAUGUGGAAGAAUUCAAGGCAACUAUGAUUACUAGACGGGAAAAUGCCCAGUUGAAAGCAAUUAAACUCGAGGAAAGCAAUGAGAAAUGCAAAAAUGAUAUUAAUGCAUUUGUUGAAGAAAUGAAAAACCUAAUCAAUGAAAUGGAGGCAAACUUAUUGAAAGAGCUCCAUAAUGUGUAUGGCAGAAUGAAAAAGAGAAAUAUUUGCGAAAUUGAUGAUUUAAACAGAAUGGCAUCUGACGUGGAUACAAGAUGGAACUACAUUUCGCAGUUACUAAAAAACAACAAAGCAACUGCUUUGCAAUCAAGUGAAAGGGCAGUGGUGGCACUUCAAGACAAAAUAAAGGUGUUUCAGGAAGUGGAACUAAGAGAUGAGGCAGAAAUACAUUUCCUAAAAGAAAACAAAUCAUAUAGUGAAUUAAAACAAAACGGAAUUGGGUGUAUUGUAGAGAACGAUUUUAAGAUGAACUUAGAUUCACUGACUGUUACUCGAGGACAAACAUUUAUGAUCAAAAUAAGUAAAAUAAGUGAUAAAUAUGCGAGCAAGGUAAAUGCAACUUUAACACAUGAUGAUGAAAUCACCAUUCCUAAAACGGAACAUCAACGUAAUGGAGAUUGUGUAAUAUCAGGGACUUGUUCAUGUGUAGGUGUUUGGAAUCUAAACGUUGGUCUAGGUGAAAUUCCAAUUAAGGGGUCUCCAUUGAAUAUCAGUGUUGAGAAUAUAGGAUUAAGAUGCAAGCAUGACUUAAAAGAAUAUGUAACGGGUGUAGUAAUGACUAACGAUGAGCUUUUGCUAGUGGCAAAUAAAUCUAAUGAAAUUUUAAAAUUAGAAGAAUCUGUUGAAAGUAGAAUCAAUUUGCCCAAAGGUGCAAAAGUUCAUAGAAUAAAUACAUUGAAAACCAAUGGCAACAUAGUAUUCAGUGAUACAGGUAACAGAUGUAUUACAAUAUGCAAGCUGGACGGCCAGGUAAUCAGGUCAAUUGGUGAAGGUUUAAUAGGCAAUCCUUAUGGGAUUGAUGUAAAUGAAAGAACAAAUGAACUUUACGUUGCAGACUACACGAACAAUUGUAUAUUUGUCUUCAGUCUAGAAAGUUAUCAACUGAUCAAAAAAAUAGGAUCUAAAGGUAAAUGUAAUGGAAUAGUAGAAAAACCAAGUGAUGUAACACUGACUAAGGACGGACAUGUGGUUGUUGCAGAUACACUCAAUCACAGAAUACAAAUGUUUGACAGAGAAGGUUCAUUCAUUCAAGUUUUAGUACAAGAAGGGUUUGAAAACGGUAAAGUGAAAUACCCUAGAGGUGUCGUAAUGGAUGAAGAGGAACACCUUAUUGUAGCAAGUAACCAUAAGCUUCAGCUAUUCGAAAAAUCUGGAAAGUUUAUCAAAAUAAUUGGCCAACAACAAGAUGGGAUAAAUAAUCCCGAGGGAGUAUGUGUAGUUUCUUAUUAUCCAAGAAGAGUAGCCGUUGCAAAUUGGAACAAAAAAAAUGUUCUAAUAUUCAAUUAUUAGUGAGUUAAGUAUAUUAACUGGCUUACCAAAACAAUGGUUUUCAUUCUAAUUUUCCCAUUAUCCAAGAAGAGUAGCGCGCGAAUUGGAGCAAACAAAAUGUUCAGAUCUUUAAUCAUUAGUGAACAAUGUAAAUUGAAUUUAUGAUCUCUAUAUCUCUCAUAAAGGCAGUUUGUUAUUACUGUAUUCUUUUAUUCUUCGAGUUUGAGAGGCCCAUACAAAAGGUUUUAAAACAGUUGUUAACAUUUAUUUAGAUUAUUAAAAAAUAUAUGUAGCAUGAAGCUCAGAUGAUAAUUGAAUUUUAAUUGUAAUUAUAAUAUUUCAGAUUAUAGCAGUGAGUUACUUAUAAGGUGUUUUUUUUAUUAUUUUUUUUAAUACAAUGUGGGCGAGUCAAUGACAGUUGAGCACGUAUAAUAUAAAAUGCGUUUAAAAUCAUUAGAAACCGGUUUCAUUAUACUCAGGACACUAGAAACAUUGAUGUACUUCAAGCACUCUACACUGCAACCUGCUCCUUUCUGGAAGAAGAAGGUCGAUAUCAACAAUUUAAAACCCACCCUAGGUUACGGGAAAGAAAGUCAGUUAAUCAAUUAAAAAAAAAAUAAUAAUAAUAAUAAUAGGCCUAAUAGUAAUAAUAGUAAUAAUAAUAAUAAUAAUAAUAAUUAUAUAAUAAAUAAAUAAAAAUAAUAAAGUAAUACAAAAUAUAAAAGAAUGCAUUAUUUUGUGAAGCAUAAUGAAUGGGAUAUCAUUGAUCUCAAGUGAACGCUAGCAGCAGUGAUCAUGUUAAUGGUUCCCGCCAAUGGCGGCCAUGGUGUUCCAAGGAAGAUGGCUACGUAACGGUAACAGUAAGUAGUAUAGAAUUAUUAGUAUAACGGGAUAGUCAUUUAGGAUGUCAAGGAAUAUCAACAUGUAAUUUGGAAUUAUUGUAUCAUGAAUUAAAGAACUUGUCUGUUGUUGGAA